Messenger RNA from Trypanosoma cruzi, 790 nucleotides. RefSeq names its product trans-sialidase, putative. NCBI's taxonomy places the organism in Eukaryota, Euglenozoa, Kinetoplastea, Trypanosomatida, Trypanosomatidae. Gene Ontology annotation, molecular function: exo-alpha-sialidase activity. The transcript has a single exon. The annotation marks the transcript as partial. The record is from RefSeq and is a predicted model, not a curated record.
CCGGCGGGGCCUGGUGGCAGUUUUGUCCAACGCAUGUCCCGGUGGCGACACGUGGAUCGACGAGUACCUUUGCCUGAAUGCGACGGUGACGCCUAAUGCAAGGAAGGUCAGAUAUGGAUUUCAACUGACGGAGCCUAGCUCCAGGGUGUCAUGGUCCGUGAACACUCGGGCUAAUAAUGUGCGUCAUGUAUCCUUGAGCCACAACUUCACACUUGUGGCUUCGGUGACCAUCGAAGAGACUCCGAGUGGGAGCUCUCCUCUACUGACUGCGACGUUGGCGGACGCCAAUUUCAAUCAUACCAUGGGACUGUCGUAUACGGCGGAUAAGAAGUGGGGGACGUGGCUCAAAGGCAAGAAAACAACACAGAGCGGCCGUUGGGAGCCGAAGAAGGGAUACCAAGUGGCACUCAUGCUGCAAGGCAAAAAGGCCUCUGUGUACAUUGAUGGUACGUUUCUGAGGCAGGAAGAGGUGCCGUUAACGGGUGAGGCGCCACUUGAGCUUGUACGCUUUUGCUUUGGCGCGUGCGGUGAGGAUGCCGGCCAGAAAACUAAGGUGACGGUGAAAAACGUCUUCCUGUACAACCGCCCACUGAAUUACACCGAGAUAAAUGCACUCAAGGACAAGGCCCACACUUUGAAUGGCCCGGGGGGAGCACUGGCGGGGUGGGCAGCUCUGGAGGGAGCUGCCGCCAGAGAACAUGCGGCUGUGGUGGGCUUGACAUCUGCUGGGAGCGGACUGCUGCCGCUGCUUCUUCUUCUGUUGGGACUGUGGGGCUUUGCGGCUGCGUGA